AUGUUAGGAAGACCAACUAAAGUAAGAGGAGGCAGAAAAACCCCAAAAACACAGAAUGCUGAAAUAAACAAUCUAUUUGAGCUUUUCUCAUCUGUAGCAAGAAGAACCACUCACCCAGAGUACCAGAAGAUCGCAAAGUACAUCAAGAAGCCAAUUACUCAGAGAUCUGUUCUUACACUUAAAAAUUUAGUGAAGUACACCGCUCCAUGCCAAGAAAAGUUAGCUGUUGUAGUAACAAAGAUUGUGGCAGAUGACAGCAUAGUUGAGAUCCCACACCCAAUCAGAGUAGCUUGCUUAAGUAUAUCCCAGAAAGCAAGAGAAAAGAUAGAGAAAUACGGUGGUCAGAUUUUCAAGCUUGAUGAGAUAUUUAAAGUUGCUCCAACUCCAGAGCAGAUGGUCAUUUUCCAGGCUCCAGUGAAGAAUAGAAAGCAGUGCCAGUACUUCGGAUCUGCCAGUGACAGAAAGAACCCAGCAAGACCAAAAGUGCUCAGCAAAGGAUCAGAAAAGAGAAAGAGAAAACACGAAUAAUAAAGCGA
Messenger RNA from Nematocida parisii ERTm1, 536 nucleotides. RefSeq lists its product as uncharacterized. Gene Ontology annotation, cellular component: cytosolic large ribosomal subunit; ribosome. The transcript has a single exon. The record is from RefSeq and is a predicted model, not a curated record. Gene Ontology annotation, biological process: translation. NCBI's taxonomy places the organism in Eukaryota, Fungi, Microsporidia. The coding region runs from base 1 to 528 and encodes 175 amino acids. Gene Ontology annotation, molecular function: RNA binding; structural constituent of ribosome.